AGAAAAAAGAGUAAAGAGUAUGGGGGCUUUGGUACCAGGAGUUAAUCAGACUGUGCUUCUGCUGGGAGGAGGAGCUGCGUCACUGAUCUGCGCUGAGACUCUGCGGCAGGAACACUUUGGAGGCAGAAUCAUCAUGGUCACCAGAGACGAACUUUUACCUUACGACAAAACACGACUCAGCAAGGUAAUGAAUGUACAGAGCGACAGUAUUCUGCUGAGGAGGAUGGAGUUCUACCAUCAGUACGACAUCGAGGUGUGGCUCCGGAAAGAAGCAGUGUCAGUGGACACGGACAAGAAGACAGUCACAUUUGAUGAUGGUUUAGUCCAGAGCUAUGACCAGCUCCUCAUCUCAACAGGCUGCAGAGCAAAGGCUCUGGAUCUGCCUGGCACGGUGUUGGACAACAUCAAGAUGUUAGAGACACCAGAGGACGCUCGGCAAAUCCACGCAGCCUGCCUGGGUCACAACGUCGCCCUUGUGGGAACUUCUUUUGUCGGUAUGGAAGUUGCAUCUUAUUUAAUAAACAAAGCCUCCAGUAUCACAGUGAUCGGCAGCAGUGAGCUGCCGUACCAGAACACACUGGGACGGGAAGUUGGCAAAGUCACCAUGACGAUGCUGUCAGAGAAAAAUGUGAAGUUUUACAUGAAUGACAAUGUGACGGAGAUCAAAGGUGUGGAUGGCAAGGUGAAGGAGGUUGUGCUUAAAAGUGGAAAAGUUAUUCCAGUUGAUGUUUUGAUUGUUUGUAUUGGCAUCAAAGCAAACUCUGAGUUUCUGCGGAGCAGCAAAAUACAGCUGGACCCAAAAAACUUUGUAACAGUCGACAAGCACAUGCGCACCAACAUCCCCAGUGUGUACUGUGGAGGCGACCUGGCGACCUUCCCUCUGGCGAUGGCCAAAAACUGCAUGGUCAACAUCGGACACUGGCAGAUGGCACAAGCACACGGGAGGAUAGCAGCUUUGAACAUGCUGGAUAAACAGACUGAACUCAACUCAGUUCCUUUUUACUGGACCGUCCUACUGGGUAAAACCAUCCGAUAUGCAGGCUAUGGGGAGGGAUACACUGACAUUGUAAUAAAAGGAAAGUUUGAGGACAAGAAGUUCCUGGGAUUGUACAUGAAGAAUGAUGAGGUCAUAGCAGCAGUGAGCCUAAACUACGACCCCGCGGUGUCUGCAGUAGCCGAGAGGUUCGCAGCAGGAAAAGUCAUCACGAGGGAAGAGGCUGAAUCAGAUGACCUGAGAUGGCUGCAGGUGCCUCGAUCCACACGGUCCGCCCCUCUCAACACGUCAUCUUUAGAAUGUUGAAAUGCAGUCAGAACGUCAUUCAUCUGUCUCUUCGUCACAUCCACUCUCCCAAAGGACAGAGAGUAAGAAGAGCUGGAGUCAAGUGUUUGUACCAGAAGAGAAAUACAAUCCAACAACCCACAGUGAACUUUAUAUUUACAGUGUUAAAGUAUUUGAUAUAAACUGUAUAUGUCAGGUGAGGGGGACUCCACCAUGAAAACAACAGAUACCUCAGAUUGAUGCAGCUUUUAGGACUUAUUUUAUAAUCUUCAUUUUUUUAUUUUCAUCUUGCAUUAUUAUAUCUUUAGUUUUUAUUUUAUUUCAUGAUCUUCGAGAGGAUUUCAGUGACAGUCCUGAGACAUCAUAUUCAAGAUGCCUUACUAAGUGUUCACUUAUCAUAUAAAUCUAUAAAAUGUAUUAUCGAUAAAAAGCCUUUUACUUGGCUGCUGGAUAAACACAAGUGGCCUUAACAGAGCAGUGUACGUGGUCCGGUCAGUGAGUCUGAGGGGGGGAUUAUGAGAACAGAGGGCGAGUGCCCGUCUCUUUGAAGCAGAGAUGCUGAAAUAAGCAACGGUAACAAAACACACCGAGAGAGAACAAAAGGCAUUCUACAGACAUAACACAAAUGCAGUGUGACAAAACCUUCACAAAAGAAAUGCUGCGUUUUUCCCUCUUUCCCUCUUUCCCUCUUUGUCUCUGUCUCUCUGCUGGUUUAUCACUGCCUUUACUUCAAACCUCCACAUUUACUUUUACAUUACCUUUCACUUCCUGUUUACAGUGUGCAUCAGUUAACUGUCUACAGGGUUCAACCAACAGUUGUAGACAAUAGGUCAUAUUGUGUCCUUAUGUUUUAUGUAAAAGAUUUGAAACUUUAAGGUUUAAGGUAACCCUAACAGAAUGCAUUUGCAGAGUUAUACUGUAUAAGUAACAAUUAUACUGUAUGAGUAGCAACUCAAAUGUUAAUUCAUUUACCAGCAAAAUAUUUAAGCCUUAUUUUGCAUCCAAACACAUUUUAAAUAAGUAAUGCAGCAUAUUAAGAAUCAUUGAGGAAAGAAACAUAUCUGCUUUGUUCUCUUAAGUAAACGACCUCUUCCUGCUGAAUACAAGGAAGGCAUCUCAAUUCUCAAAUUUCCCCGACUCCUAUCCUCGUGUCUUAGUCCCGCCAGCAGGAGAUGCGAGCAGAGGAGUCGAGGAGGGGAACCGAGGAGAGAGGA
Molecule: messenger RNA, 2493 nt
Organism: Notothenia coriiceps (black rockcod)
Lineage: Eukaryota; Metazoa; Chordata; Actinopteri; Perciformes; Nototheniidae
Gene: aifm5
Product: apoptosis inducing factor mitochondria associated 5
Exons: 14
Coding region: 20-1300 (426 amino acids)
Cellular component (GO): cytoplasm
Molecular function (GO): oxidoreductase activity, acting on NAD(P)H
Source: RefSeq, a predicted model, not a curated record